Messenger RNA from Oncorhynchus gorbuscha (pink salmon), 2036 nucleotides. RefSeq lists its product as uncharacterized. The coding region runs from base 145 to 1524 and encodes 459 amino acids. The transcript has 7 exons. Lineage: Eukaryota; Metazoa; Chordata; Actinopteri; Salmoniformes; Salmonidae. The record is from RefSeq and is a predicted model, not a curated record. Gene Ontology annotation, biological process: tRNA methylation. Gene Ontology annotation, cellular component: cytosol.
GACGCACUGUGUGAUGUGGUGGACCGUGUAGAGUCCAGACUGUGGUUGGUGACAGGGGCUCAGCACUGUCCCCUUGUGCGUGGGGCCUACCUGGGUGUGGCAGGCCUGCUGAGGGGGUUCUGCUCUCAGGGGUUCCUCCGCCAGAUGAGGGAUGUACUCCUGUCAGAGCUCCACUCACCACACCAAAGGCUCCAGGUUGGGUCCGCCUCCUUCCAUCAGAACGCUAUCCACUUCCUCUGUGCAGAGCCCCGGUGGGCUUGCCAGGUGUGGGGGAGUUUCUCCACAGAGAGCUCUGACCUGAGGCUGUCAUUGGUCAGUUGGGCGGCUGAAAGGCGGCGAUGGAGUGGGACCAGCAUGCAACAGGUGCUGCAGACGGCACUGCAGGCCAACCUGAAGGAGGCGUUGUUGGAUCAGAGUGUGGAGUACAGCAGGACAUAUCUGACAACUCUAAUUGCCGUGAUGACUCCUGGGGCUGACCAUACUCUAUCCCAGAAGCCUUCCCUUUCUCCCCCCCCCUGGAGGGUCCAGUCCUGCUGGAGUGUGUGGAGCUGCUGCUGGGGGCCCUGGAGGGCCACAGAGGGGGGGCCAGAGUUUCUAUCCCAGGCCCUGUGUGCUGCCAGCCUGCUGCUCUCCCAAAGUCUUCAGACAUCUCUGUUCCCUCGGUGGUGCAGUCUGUUGGAGGUCCACCGGGUGCCAGAGGCCCCUGAGGCUCUCAGGAGAUCCUGUGCUGGGGCCCUGUGUCUGGCUGGGGCCCCCUUACUGAGCAUGGCCCUGAGGGACCACACUCCUCUCCCUGUCUUCAGCACCAGGUUGAUCAACACAGGGCUUUACCUGCUGCAGGACGAGAGCCAGCAGGUGAGGAUAAAAGCGGCAGGUUUUGCCUCCACACUCUGCCAAGCCAGGAGAGGAGGAGGGGAGAGGAGCAUGUACCUGAUGCAGGUCAACCAGGCUCUGCCCUUCCUGCUGGAGCUGCUGCUGGAGGAAUGCUGGGAUAGUCCUGGUGCCCUGGAGGUGUUGCUGUGUCACAUGCCCCAGUCUGACCUGAGCUCAGUCCUGAGGGAGGCCAGGGACACUGGGUGUGCCAGUCUCUAUGAGCAGGAUGAGGCCAACGUAUUUGCAGAACCGUCUGUGAUGUCAGCAUGUCUGCUUCCAUACCUGCUUCAGCUCGCUGAAAAGUACCCAGCAUCCUCAGUGGUGGGAGAACGCCUGGGUGUAUGGGCCAGGGAGAAUGUUACAGACCUGCUGGAGAACCUCCGGGUCUGUAAAGACCUCCAGCCAGGUGACACCCUGGACCCGUCCUGGUUGGCCCUUCUCAUGGAUUCUAGUUUCCAUGGCACCCUGUGUGGUCUGUGGGCCAGGGCAGCAUUCCUCCUGCGGCUACUAGAAAUGUCUGAUGACCUCCGGCCCCUCUGUGAUCCCGAGAGUUUACGUAAGAACAUCCAGGAAGUUCACUGUGUGCUCCGCCAGAACGGUGUCCAGAUGCCCGCUGCCUUUACUGCAGCACUGACUGGAGACCUGCCUUGAUGAUACAGUAGUCUGGUCCACACUGUGACAACAGAUUGCCUUAGUUCUCCUCUUUGACGAUCCAAGUCCAGAAUGAAUGAAUCCAUGGAUGCUGCAUGAAUGCCUACUGCAGCUACAAACAACGUGGGCAUUGAAUGUACUCUCUGUAGCUUCUGCACUACAGUAGCAUUUGGCAGGCAGGUUCUCCAAUUAGUUAUGUAAAAGAACUGACUAUAGCCAGAUGAAUGCAAUGAUCAGAUUACUUGCUGCAGCUGAUGAGGCCUGCUAAGUAUUGACCAGCUAUAGAGAGCAUCUCCUUACACCUACUAUGCCUGAACUGAGAGUGUCUAUACUGAUCCAAAGAGCCUCUUAGAACAUCUCUGUUGAUACUAUUGUGUAUUUUAUUUACUAUGUUAAUGCAUUUGCAUGUCUGUAAUCAUGAUGCAGCCAUGAUGCAAGUAUUUUUGUAUGGUUUUAAAGGAUGAAUGUUUAAUUUUAUAGAUUAAAUAAUCUAUUAAAGUGGGGUUGUCCUC